Molecule: messenger RNA, 1086 nt
Organism: Pedinophyceae sp. YPF-701
Lineage: Eukaryota; Viridiplantae; Chlorophyta; Pedinophyceae
Source: the annotation of a GenBank genome assembly
AUGGGUAAUUGCACGUCUGUGCAACGACGCGAGGACACGGGCGAGUCGUGGGAUGCUCGAGCCUUCCAAGCGUGCGCACCGCCGCGGAAGCCUGCGGGCCGGCCGGCAGCGAGCGGCGCUGGAAGCAUGCCCUGCGCGUGGGCGCAGGCUUCUGGCGCAAGGCCGGACGGCGACACAGCAACGCGGCCUUCCCUGGCCAGUACCGCCGCACAGUGGACCGUGGUGAACGACGAACACUCGACGCCCAACCUCGACGCAACCACACACGAAUCAUCGACGACCGAGAAGGGAAAGACCUGGAGGAUGCGUCGCAAGGGGCGCACUGAAGCUCGUCCUGGGUCCGAGCAAGCGCGGGGUACCGAUUUCAAUACCGACUCCAUCACGGCGGUCCAACGUCCCUCGUUUCGCGGACGGUCAUAUGACCACGUGGGCCUGCCUGGCAACACAAAGUCCUCGUGCGAAUUCGGCCCCCCUUCGGAUUCCUGCGCCGAUGCGUCGGCAUCUGAAUCGCAGCGCGCAGCCCUGCACACCGUCUACGAGCAGCCCGGGCCGGCGAAAGAAGCGACAGCUGGGGACGGAAAUCGCACGUCGUCGCCCUGGGACGGCGGCGCGGAGACGCGCAUGUCCCUCGCGCGCGCGCUGCUGUGCGAGGACCACGGCGAGUUGUUGAUCGGCGACACGCAGCACCCCGCGCUCGUCACGGCGCUCCUGGGCACCGUUGACACCAACGCGCCGCUGUCGCUGUUCAACGACGCUGACGCCGUCGCGUGCGAGGCGAUCAAGAUGAGGACGCUCGCUGACGAGAUGCACGUCGCCGAGGAGGCCGUGCACGCGCCGCAGCGCUCUUCACGGCCUGCCCAGGCGAGCCUGGAGAGCAUCCUGUUUGAGGCGAUCAGUGCGCCGUCGCCGCCGCGCGCCUUCCGCGGGGCCUCGGCCGAGUGGGAAUACCCGAUCCCCGAGCUCGCUGGGCCGCGCCAGCCGCGCCACGGCGUUAUCCUGGACGGCAACCCCAGCCACGAGGAGCUUCCCUGCGCGGCACGGGGGGGCACACGGGCGCCCGGCGCCUCCCUGCUGGACAGCGCAUGA